CACGCCCCUUCUUAAAGGGGCCGCGCCCGGGGCCCGGCCAUGCUCUCCCAGAUCUUCAUCCUGUCCUCCAAGGGCGACCGGCUCAUCCACAAGGACUUCCGCGGGGAGACCUGUGGCACCAGCACGGACCUCGCCGACACCUUCUACCGCAGGAUCACCUCGCUGCCGGGGGACCAGGCCCCCGUCUUCAUGGCACACGAGGGUCGGCACUUUGUCCACGUGCGGCACGCGGGGCUCUACUUCGUGGCCACCACAACGCCGGACGCGUCACCCUUCACCCUGGUGGAGUUCCUCAACAGGCUGGUGACGCUGCUGCGGGACUUCUGCGGGCCCCUCAGCGAGAAGAAUAUCAGCCUCAACUUCGCCCUUAUCUACGAGCUGCUAGAUGAGAUGCUGGACUAUGGCUACAUCCAGACCACGGCGCCUGAGGUGCUGCGCAACUUCAUGCACACGGAGCCCACGGCCACCAAACCCUUCAGCCUCCUCGACCUGGGCUCCAUUGGGCUGUUUGGCGCCGAGACACAGCAGAGCAGGGUGGCCCCCAGCUCCGCCGCCAGCCGCCCCGUGCUGCCACCCCGGGGGGAGCAGGGCACCAGGAACGAGGUCUUUGUGGACGUGGUGGAGAGGCUGACGGUGGUCAUCGCUGCCAACGGGACACCCAUGAAGGUGGACGUCCAGGGGGAAAUCCGCCUCAAGUGCUACCUGCCCAGCUGUGCGGAGAUGCGCAUCGGGCUGACAGAGGAGUUCUGCGUGGGCAAGUCGGAGCUGCGGGGCUACGGCACAGCUGUCCGGGUGGACGAAUGCGCCUUUCACAGCUCCAUCAAGCUGGACGAGUUCGAGAGCGGGAGGGUCCUGAAGGUCACCCCGAGCCAGGGGGAGCUCACGCUCAUGCAGUACCAGCUGGCAGAUGACAUCCCCUCGCCUCUGCCCUUCCGCCUCUUCCCCACCGUGGACCAGGACCCCACGGGGAGGCUCCGGCUGUACCUGAAGCUCCGCUGCGACCUGUCCCCCAAGAGCCAAGCCCUCAACGUCCGCCUGCAGCUGCCCGUGCCCAAGGGGGUGAGCAGCCUGGCGCAGGAGCUGAGCAGCCCCGAGCAGACGGCCGAGCUGCAGCCUGGCACCAAGUCCAUCCGCUGGGACAUCCCGCGCUGCCAGGGCGGGUCACAACUGUCGGCGCUCUUCAAGCUGGAGGUGCCGGGGCUGAGCCAUGCGUCGCUGCUGGAGCUGGGCCCGGCCAACCUGGCCUUCGAGCUGCCCGCGCACACCUGCUCAGGGCUGCACGUCCGCUUUGUGCGGCUGCCGGGGCCUGCUGGGCCCCCGCAGCGCUGGGUGCGCUACCUCACCCACAGCGACUCCUACGUGCUGCGCCUCUGAGCAGGGACCCCCCUGCCGAGACCCUCACCCCGCGGACCCCUGACACUGGGAACCCGCGCCCCGACACGGGGGACCUGCGCCCUGAAAGGAGGACCAGUGCCCCAGCGCCGGCUGUCAACCGAGUGUUUAUUAACCAUCACCGAACAGGGCCCAGGGAGCCGGGCUCCCCCGGAUUUGGGCUCGUAACAACAAUAAACAGGCGCCAAACUGC
Messenger RNA from Gavia stellata (red-throated loon), 1585 nucleotides. RefSeq names its product adaptor related protein complex 4 subunit mu 1 (gene AP4M1). Gene Ontology annotation, cellular component: trans-Golgi network; cytoplasmic vesicle; clathrin adaptor complex. The coding region runs from base 40 to 1374 and encodes 444 amino acids. The record is from RefSeq and is a predicted model, not a curated record. Gene Ontology annotation, biological process: protein targeting; Golgi to lysosome transport. The transcript has 16 exons. NCBI's taxonomy places the organism in Eukaryota, Metazoa, Chordata, Aves, Gaviiformes, Gaviidae.